This is a messenger RNA of Xenopus laevis (African clawed frog), 2005 nucleotides long. RefSeq names its product fatty acid hydroxylase domain containing 2 L homeolog (gene faxdc2.L). NCBI's taxonomy places the organism in Eukaryota, Metazoa, Chordata, Amphibia, Anura, Pipidae. Gene Ontology annotation, cellular component: membrane. The record is from RefSeq and is marked provisional. Gene Ontology annotation, biological process: lipid biosynthetic process. Gene Ontology annotation, molecular function: iron ion binding.
GAAAGGACUGACAGGCACAGGGACGGCAGAAGAACCAGGAAAAACAGGCACGGGAAGCCGGAACAAAAAUGCCAAAGAUGGGAGAAGGUGAGGCCUCCCGUCCUGCAGAACGUCGGCGCCAGGAUGGCCAGGUGUGGGACUCUGUAAAGAAGACGGCUUUUGUUCUGGGCACUGGGCUUCUCAUCUUUGCUGCCUUCAGGAAUUCUGUGACAUGGCACUUGCAGCAGUUUUGGGGAGCCUCUGGAGACUUUUGGCAAUCGCAGUGGGGGAAGCUGCACGGUUUCUUUGAUGGAAAUCAACUGACAUUGUUCUGUUUGGGCACCAUGCUGAUCCCCACUCUUUCUUUCUGGAUCUUCAAUGCUAUUCUGAUGCUUAUUGACCUGACUGGAAAGCCAUACUUUAUCACCAAAUACCGGAUCCAGCUUGGGAAGAAUGAGCCAGUGGAUCCAGUCAAGCUCCGACAGGCUGUGAUCACUGUGCUUGUCAAUCAGGUCUUUCUCUCCUUUCCCAUGAUUGUGCUCAUGUAUCCCAUCAUGCUCUGGCGAGGAAACCCCUGUGGCCCUGAGCUACCCACAUUCCAUUGGGUCCUUCUGGAACUCUCAGUCUUUGCGCUGGUUGAAGAAAUUCUCUUUUAUUAUUCACACCGGCUGGUCCAUCACCCUUUGUUAUACAAGCGCAUCCACAAGAAGCACCAUGAAUGGACGGCACCUGUAGGAGUGGUGUGUCUGUAUGCGCAUCCCCUGGAGCAUAUUUUUUCCAACAUGCUGCCCUCCAUGGUCGGUCCUAUGAUAAUGGGAUCUCACGUUGCCACGACCAUGCUGUGGUUUGCCCUGGCUCUGAUCACCACUACCAUCUCACACUGUGGCUACCACCUGCCUUUUCUUCCGUCUCCAGAAUUCCACGAUUUUCACCACCUCAAGUUUAACCAGUGCUAUGGAGUACUUGGGGUAUUGGAUCAUCUGCAUGGAACAGAUCAGAUGUUUAAGCAAACCAAGGCUCAUGAAAGACACGUUUUAUUAAUGAGCCUUACGCCACUAAGUCAGAGCAUUCCUGACAACCCUAAGAAAUGCUAAUAGUCCGAGUGGAAAAUCAUUAGAAGAGAAAGGGCUUGUCCUUCUUGAAUGGAGACUUGCAAGGAUAUGGUUUGCCCUUCCAGUUGUGCUAAUGUAUUGACAACCUCCAGAGUGUUUGGCUUGGGAGUGGCUUUAAAAACUCAGGCCACCCUCUCCCCAUACACCAGUUGUUUGCUGAUUUAUGGUACUAAUUACUUCUGUGAUUAAAUAAUUAGAAGGUUGAUCAUGGCUGUCGGCACACAAUCAAUGAAACUCAGUAUCAAAGUCAAGGCCUGUGGAGACUUAGCUGUAGAUUUGGAAUCCAUUCUGAACAGUAAACCUUAAAGUCACCCACUAGGUACUUUACCUAGAAAAACAUUCAGUAGUUACUAGUGGAAUUAAGGAGCAGAUUUAUCAAGGGUCGAAUUUCAAAGUGGAAAAUACUUAGAAAUUAUACCAUCAAAUAGAAUCCUCUGACAUUCAAAUUAGAAGGAUUUUACGAUUCAAAGGAUUCGAACGUACGAUUUUCCUUUGAAUAUAAAAAACUUGCUCUGGAAGGUCCCCAUAGGCUAACGUAGCACUUCGGCAGGUUUAAGUUGGUGAAGUGGUGAAGUAUUGAAGUCAAAGUUUUUUUUAAAGAGACAGUACUUCGAUUAUCGAAUGGUCGAAUAGUCGAACGAUUUAUACUUCGACAUGAAUUCGAAGUAAAUUCAAAGUUGUAGUAUCCUAUUCGAUGGUCGAAGUAUUCAAAAAAUUUGAAUUUCUUAACUUCGAAAAUACCCUCGAAUUCACUUCGACCCUUGAUAAAUCUGCCCCUAAGUGUGUGCAACUCUAGAAUAGACAGUCCUAUUCUUACACUAAUUACAACUAACUCUAGCGCUACAACAAUCAUGUUCUUAAUUUGCAUAAAACAUAUAUAUAUAUGUAUUAAAGGAAUCUUGGUUGCAUCCAAA